Molecule: messenger RNA, 2117 nt
Organism: Scheffersomyces amazonensis
Lineage: Eukaryota; Fungi; Ascomycota; Pichiomycetes; Serinales; Debaryomycetaceae
Exons: 1
Coding region: 153-2045 (630 amino acids)
Cellular component (GO): nucleus
Molecular function (GO): nucleic acid binding; exonuclease activity
Source: RefSeq, a predicted model, not a curated record
AUGUUCAUCUUAAGGGUUUUUGAGAUAAUUAAAAGUUUAAAUUCAUAGAGGUAGUAAUAUCUAAUUGUGGGAUAUAAUUUGUGAAAAAUCCGUGAAAAAUACUAAGAUUAUUAAUUUAUUAUUUUAUUUAUUUAAUUUAAAUAAAUUGUAGUAUGUCCGAUGACCCAUUAAGUAAAAGUACCGCUCGAUUGUCAAUUUCUACAUUUGAUGUUGAAAACGAUAAUCCGAGAAUUCAAGUUAAAGAAUUAUUAAAUAAUAUUGGAGCUUCAGAAUUAAGUAGACGAGAUUCAGUAGUAUCUAUAACUUCAAUGGAAGAAAUUGAAAAAACCAAUGAAAGAAUGAAAAGAAGAAGAUCAUCAGUACCAAUAUUUAAUGAUGAAAAGAGAAAUAAAAGUGAUUCAGGUCCUAAGAAAAAGAAAAAGAAGAAGCCAUCACUUACUUUUAAACUUGAAUCAACAGAAAAGAGACUCCCAUUUCAUUGUUUAAGAGAUUUAGUAUUAAAAAUAUUUAAUGUUAAUGUUUCAAAGUUUAACUGGUUAAGAUUAGAAAAUGAAGCUCAUAUACCGAAUGUUGUAUUUUGUAUGACUCCAGGUUUACCAUAUGAUAUUUUCACUAAUUUUAAAGAAAAUGAUCAAUUAAUACCGAUGGAAUCAAUUGAAAUUCCUCAAUCAUUAGAAUUCUUUAACAAACAAUUUCUGCAUUUUAUAAAUACAUCAUGUCCAGGAGGUAAAGAUUCAAUAUUCCCACCAUUACAAGCUAUUUCAAAUGCUCCAUUAACCAAAAGAGAGAAACAAGAACUUCUUGAUAAACUGAAAGCAAACUCCAUUACCAUUCAUGAUUUAUUAUUAACCGCUGAGCAGUUAAUACAACAUAAUUAUCCAGUUAUCCGAAAACCUGAAGAAGUCGAUUUAAUUACUGAAGAUGAAGCUGAAGGUUGGGUAGUGACAAAGAGUUUUGAACAUGAAGGUUCACAUAUAUUUGCAUUAGAUUGUGAAUUUUGUGAUGCUAAUGGAGUAAAAGUACUAACUAGAAUUUCUUUAAUUAAUUUUCAAGGUGAAGUUGUUCAUGAUCUGUAUGUUAAACCUGAAUUAGAAAUUACUGAUUAUUUAACUAAAUAUUCCGGGAUAACUGAAGAGUUAUUAAAAGAUGUUACAACCACUUUAAAGGAUAUUCAAGAGAAGAUAUUAACGUUAGUUUCUAAAGAUGAUAUAUUAGUUGGUCAUUCAUUAGAAUCAGAUUUAAAUGUUAUGAAAAUUAAGCAUGAUAAAAUUGUAGACACAUCAGUCAUAUAUGAACAUGUUAGGGGUCCCCCACUGAAGCCAUCAUUAAGAUGGUUAAGUAGUAAAUUUCUUAAUCGUUCAAUUCAAGAUGGAGAAGAAAAUGGUGAAGGUCAUUCAUCUGUUGAAGAUGCUCAAGCAUGUUUAGAUUUGGUGAAAUUGAAAAUUGCAGAAGGGAAAUGUUUUGGGGUUAACAUUGGUGAGAUUUCACUUUUCAAAAAGAUUAGUAACGAUAUAAGUUCAGAAGGUUUCAAAUCAUUAUGGAUUAAUUAUAGUGAUCAUAAGUAUCAAGAAUCUUAUCAUGAACCAUCUGAAAAUAUGGUUGAUGUCGAGUAUGUAAAUAAUGAUGAUGAAGUGGUUGAGAAGUUCUUAACCCAUUUCAAUGAUUCUCGUAGAUUCACAUUAUUAAGUCUUCGAGAACUUGAAUUUAAUGUUCUUAAUCCAAAUAUACCAGAACAUUAUAACGGAGUACGAGAUGAUAAGGAGAAUUUGGUUCAAUUACAUGAGAAAUUAAAUCGUCGAUUAGAAACCAUCUAUGAAAGACUUCCUGCAAAUAGUUUAAUGAUAGUUUAUUCCAUAAUUGGAAAUCCUAAAGAAAUGUUCAGAUUACAAGGAAUUCGAAAACAAUUUCAAAAAUUAGAGCGUGAAGGUAGAGAUAUUACUAAAUUACCUAGUGAAGAGAGUUGGGAUUUUGAUAAAUUACAAGAAUUAUAUGAAGCUACUAAUAACGCAAAGAAAUCAGUAACAUUUAUUAAACUCAAAGAAUAAACCACAUUAACAUUAUGUAUAUUUAAACAUAUAUAGUAUAGACAUUGUAUAUUAGUCAAAAUUUUAAUAUUA